AUGGGUAGACACUGUGAGUUUAAAAGAAAAAGCUGCCAGGCCUACAAAGCUGCAGGAGAAAGAAAGUCUGGAUUGUAUAAAAUCAUUGAUGACCGCAAUCAAUCUUUUCAAGUGUUCUGCGACUUUGAUUCAGAACCUGGGUUUGCAUGGAACUUGAUCCAGUCGUUCAGCUUGUCCCAAAAACAGGUAAAUUGUAAAAUACAUUAAGUUGACAGGUCAAAGGGAAACCAUGAUGUAUUGUUACAUGUUGGUGCCCUUUAUUCUUCACAGAGGCUCGUAUGUUUUCUUUUUCUGUAUCAAAUCAACUUCUACAGCUAAACGACCAACUGCCCCAAAUACUGGCAACUUAAAAAACUAAAAUGUGAGUACGUUCGGGCUUGCUGACCAUGACAGUUACGAACGCACUUUCUAAUGUCUCAAAGUAGUUUACUGUUAAUCAUUCAAUUGGAAUAAGCAAACCUUUGUCAAGUACAGGAAAAGCAAUGACAGCUUGACAACUAAUCCCAAGAGGCCCUACCUUCAAAAACAAAAAAGAACACAAGAACUCUGAUGUAGGUAACAAUCAAGGUCAACUAUAAUCCCAAAACGUGCCCACUUCAAGAUCUGACACUCAUAUUUAAUAAACGACACUUAUGUUGAAAACCCGCUUUAAAAUUUAAGAAAAUUUAAAAACCUGUCGAUAGAAAUACGCAUUAACCUUUCUCUACAAACCUAAUCAUAACGAGCUCGAGACUCUAGGCACGGGUGAAACAUAAAAGCAACUCACAAUGAAAUCUUUAAAACAACCAAGAAAAUGGUACACAACAGUAUCACCAGAUCCAUGCCCCUUAAAGAGGAUUUGAGAGAUCUUCAUGGUAUCAGAAUUUGUACCAGGUCUUAUAACAGGUCUUGUACCAGGUUUUAUAACAGCAUUACAUUAAAUAUGUAAAUAAAUAUAUAAAAAUGUUAAAUUGAUAGAAUUUAAUAUAACCGAGAUUACGAGGUCAAAGACAGAGGUGAUUUCAGCUAAGAGAUAAAAUAAUUUUUAUUUCUAGAAUAUUCUUUUUUUCUGACUACACUGAAGCAGUCAGCGGCGAUCACCCAAACUGGCAUGCGUACCUGAUCCGGCGUAAUUACUUUGAAUGGCUUGGGACCCAGUCUACUCACUGGCGAGCUACCUGUCGCUAUGAUACCGACGGAGUUGUGUACACAGAUUACAUGCGGACAUCCCUUGCAAACUGCAACGUACUGACCUUGCCGACAAAUUUCUAUGGUCAGUGUUUUCAGUUCGAAUUUAUAAACAUCAGGGGGCAUGAAUGUGUUGAUUGUACGGUGCCCCUCUGGCAAAAUAAGGGCGUUUGGCCUUUGCACACAGAUACGUCUUUCCACCUUUGCGAAUUCAAUGGCAAACAAGGUGCGCUUAACAGCGAAGAUAACUUUGGUUUUUACGGGGUUGUAAAUUCGCAGCAUCGCUGUUCGAACAAUUCUCUUUCUACAACUCAGUUCUGGUUGGGAGGCCAGUAAAAAAGGUAACCUGUGACUUAGUUCACAAUAAUUGCUAACAUGCUUCCAGUCUUGAACGACGAGUUAACGCAGACCAUAAAUAAAAAGCUAGCAUGGUAUAUGCGCCGAUAGAGUAGAGAAGUGAUGACGUCACGAAAACUUAAUUUGAGAAAUUAUUGGAUCGGCUGGGAUAAUCAGAAAGUGUCCAUUUACCAAAAUUCAGUUUGUUCAAGCAAAUUGGCCGUGAUUUAGUGGGUGCUUGCCUUAAGAAUUCGGUCGAAAUAUAAAAUAAUUAAAAAUAAGGUCUUUAUUGAUUCCAAAGACAAACGUUCCUGAUUACAACUGACAAUUAAAUAAAAUCAAAAAGACACCAAUUAAUAAAACAGUGUUUAAACGUUCAGUCCUAAUUUGAGGAAGUACAUAGGAGUCACCACGAUUACUUAGUUAAGUUGUUUUACUGGGUGGAAGGAGAUCUGCCAAAGGGCCCUCAGCAGAAUUUGUGAUGUUCUUCCAAAACUUAUUAUCUAAGGCCUCUAGAAGGCUCAAAAUGGACGUGGCCUCUUGAGAAAGCCAAAACGAACUGCUCUCUUCUGCAACUUAUCAAUUUUAGAAAAAUACUUAUAACUGGGUCAUAACUUGCUACACCCCAUACUGAAAUGCCAUAAGUAAAAAGAGGUAUAAUCAGACUGUGGAAGAGGUGGUGUAAAGAGUCUAGACUAUAACCAUACUUCUUGCACACUGGUAAAUAAUAAAUGGAACGGAUCGGUCCGGCUGGAAAUUUUCCGGAAAAAGUGGUUUACCCUUGAGAUUUUCCUUCCGGUCAGACCGAAACUACCGUUCCAUUUCCAAAAAUUUCGUUUCCAUUCCCACUUCGCUGAGAAACAAAAUUUCGGUCGAAAAGUAAAGGGAACGCUUAAGCCCAGUUAGAAACUUUGUUUUAAGCGAAAAGUGUUGUUCUAUAUUUUUUUUUCUUUUGGUUUGUUUCGAUGAUUUCUGACCGGUCGGUUGGGUAGGAUGGAAAGUAUCCAUAAACAUUAACGUUAUGCCCGGAUGAUACCAUGCAAAUUCUGAAAUUGGCUUGAAGCGUACCUUUUACGAUCCAGGUCAAUUCCAGAAGGAUUUGUAUGGAAUCAUCGUAGCAAAACGUUACUUAUUUCUCACCACCAAUUUGCUCCAACCAGCUGAAUUUCGGGGAAUUAACAAUUAAUUCUCGAGCGACUGGAUCGGACAUGGCAGGCAUGUAAACGUGUCUUUUGGGGCUCCUCAAAUAUUCCAGUACAGUUAUGCCAAUUUCUGGCUCAUCCUCGGUGUAAGAACCUGUUAAACUCACCGGUGACGUAAAACAAAGAAAACAAAGAAGUCAACACAAUAAAACCUAGAAAAACAAAAGGUACAAAACAAAGAAAAAGUUCACAGGUUCUUACACCGAGGUAAACCCCAAUUUCUUGUUGAUCUAGUUCAUCAGCGGCAUAAUCAACAGCUUUUUGCUGGCUGCUGUUUUAAGCUCAUCACUAAGUGUUAGUAAUUCUCUUGUGUAUAUGUCGCUGUUUUAUAUCUUAUUGUUAUUAGUCGUAAUAUGUAUGCUUGCCUCACAGAUGAAGGUUCUUUGUUAUCAAAUAGCGUUUAGUUUGGGAAUUGCAUAUUAGUCCUAUGGGUUUUGAGAUGAUGUUCCUCAUUGUGAAACCAGUUUAUGAAAUGGAGCUUCGAACAGCGAAAGAGAGAAAUAAAUCCUCCUUUCAUUUCAAGAAAUGGGAUAAGCUCCUAACAUGCACAGGGACAUCAUAUCAAACUCCAAUAACUGCUAUAACUCCUGUAAAAAUCGUCAUAUAUCAUCAUCAUAUAAAAUCAUUAUAAUUAUUAGUAUUUUUUAUGGAACUUUAACACCAUAUGAGGCUACUUUAUCUCUGAAUAUGUAUUUGUAUAUUGGUUGUAAGUCUAUGGGAAUUUGUAAAACUGGCGGAACUGAAAAGAAAUAUGUGUGGGAGUGGGUGUGGGGUGGGCGUGUAGAUGAUGUAGAUGUGUGUAUUUUUGUUAAGUAGGCACUUGUGUUUACUGUUAACCUAUAUAGUUAGUAAAGCUGCCUGUAAAAAAAAAAUAAAGCAAAAAUUAAAAAAAAAACAGCUUUCAUCCUAGUUUUUGUAAAUAUCUCAAGAUCAAUCCCAUAAUUCCACUAAUUCAAAUUUUUGUGACGUCACAUCUAACUACUCCAUAUACCAUGAUGGCUGAGCCAAUCAAAACUCUAGAAUUAAAUUUUCCAAGUGAUACUUAUAAUUUAAGUCGACGUUAAGUUGUUUUUAGAGAUCACAUCAGUACUACUAUAAAAAGGUAAAAGCGCAUACAACUGAGGCCCAUACAGCCGAAACCUGGUUUCUGUAGCAUAAAGUAUAUAAAAGAGUCUUUAAAUUUUGUUCAAACACUAGAAGAAACUGGAUAAUUCUUAAUGUCCACCUUCUCAACCGACUCGCCUAACUUUCCUGUGUGCGUACUUGGUCUUCCCUCCUUCCCAAUGUUGACUCUCGCGUUGUCUGCAAAUGAGUAAUACCGACUUGAAUCAACAUUGGGGAAGGUGUAAGGUAUUAGGUAUUAUGACGAGUAUUGUAUGAAUAUCGCUACUUCCCCCUGGAUGGGAUGCUACAGUCUGUAGUCCAUCACAGAGGUAACCUCGAUGCAACAGUAGUGAAGUCUCUUGCUCAAGGCAAAAGUGUGAAUCCAGGGCUUGAACCUUGGCCCACAAUUGAGUAGUUCAAUGUUAGUUUUAACAUUAACACUGCUACUAUGGCGUUGCCCAGGCGGCACCAGACAAAUUUUCCACCUUUCGAAAUUUUGUGCAUAUAUGUGUUCCGCUACACGGGACCACCUAAAACAGGGAAAAAUGUAGACGCCUAGCCUUUCAAAGUUUUGUGUUAACAGAGCAGAAAUAUUGAACAGUUCCGUGUGAACGAAGUGUUCAUCCAAAUUCCCAAGUCAGCCGAGAUCACAUGUACUGUGAAUUAUAUAUCUUGGGUUAACAUUUGGUAUCUUUUAAUGUGGAUUGGCACAGACUUUAUUUAAAACUUAAAAGGUGGCUGAGAGACUUUGUCUCCUUGGAACGAUAAGAAAGUACGUAUCUACCGCUCUGUGUUAAAACUUGCAAAUGCACUUACCUACUCUCCCUAAUUUAUUGUGAUAUUACCUGUUAUAAUCAUAAUAAAACCAACCUUGUAAAGUCGUGGCAUUCUGUUCACCUCAUUCCUUUGAAGAGGAGAACGCAUAGACAGUUUAUUCCAUGUACGAUCUUGGUUCAUUGGUGCAUAGCUUCUUUACUGUUUGAAUGCUUACAAUAAAUCGCUUUUUGCCCUUCUUAUCCCUUGUUCCCACUGUCUACGCUUAAGUCAAAACCAGAACCCUUUCUAGCAUCUUUAAAAGUUUACAUUAUAAAUAAAUAAAUAAAAUAAAUAACGAUUUGCAGGUAGCACAUCCACAUAGUGGUUCUUCGUCUACCUGAUUCCUGGUCGAAUUGGAAUUUGGAAAUGUUGGUUUUUGAGGAGAGGGGAAAACCGGAGUACCCGGAGAAAAACCUCUCAGAGCAAGGGAGAGAACCAACAACAAACUCAACCCACAUAUGGCGUCGACGCCGGGAUUUGAACCCGGGUCACAUUGGUGGGAGGCGAGUGCUCUCACCACUGCGCCACCCUUGCUCCCCUAUUAUUGACCUUAGUAAAAAUGCUUCAUGCUGCAGUUAUUAGGUAAAGAGCAAAUGAUUUUGAAAAGGAACAGACUAACGCAUGGGGGAGUGUCACGAAAAUUAUUUAGUUAACAUUCAGUGAACGUUGAACUCUAAAACGUAUGAACUUCCACCAUUACGAUUGGUGAAUCCUUGCUGACGAGGCCGAAUGUACAAAUUAGGUUCAAAAGUUGAAAGAGCUGGUCAAUUUGAGUAGAUUGUACAAGUCUUAGCUCUUUGUAAUCAAUAACAAAGGAAAUAGCAGCAAUCGAAACCUGCGAUAUUGCUGGGUGGCAAAAACGUUAAUGAGGUCAUUUUCUCCGAGUUAAUUGGCCAGUUGUUUUCAAGGUCUGCCAUGAUAAACCGCCAAUGGCAGUGGAGCUCUAACCCAUUGCACAGCACAUAUGACUACUAAUUUUCUAAACGUACAAUAGUUCAAAAUAAUCUUAUCCCACUGAAACAUGCAAGAGAGGUAUUGUUCAAUAUAUAAUCUCGCGCCCCUCGUGAUAUAAAGCACUGUUGCCUCAAAAUGAAAUGCUUAACUGAUAAAGUCAGAUUGCUUUUAAAGAAAGUCGUGCUCAGUAUUAACUGGAUAUUUUAAUUGAUUCGUUUAACGAUAAAAUCUAAGGAUCCCCCUAAAAAUGGAGCAGAAAAACAGAUGAAAUGAGCACAAGCUGCUGUCUACAAUUAAAUACAUUUUAAGACGGAAAAAGUCAAUUCUUUCGCUACUCACGUAAUUACACUCUUGUUAUGGCUACUAUAGUACACAUGUUGUCUACUUGAAAUAAAUUAGGUGAGCUCCCCAAACCUUGCAUUGAUAAUCUGUUGGGUUUUGACAACACGUAGCUGGUAAUUAUUCAGUUAAUCAAUUAAUUUUAACAUAAGCUAGACAUAAGAAUCUAGGUUGCUCGAGGCGUAAUUACGCUACUUUCUUGCUUAGCAACCUCCCGCGUGUUUCUAUAACACGAUUUUUUAAUUAUUUAAAUCUAUUCAAAUAAAUAAGACGGUGCAUGAUUGAAUGUGCUUGACGCUGUCCUAUGUACGCCUCUAUGUCUAACCAUCAAAAAUUAGGUGCACAUUUAGUUAACUCCUGUACCUGCUAAAACUAGUCAAUAAAAAAAAGAAACUCUUGCAAUAUAUAGGUACUUUAGAGUCAGGUACAUUAUCAGGUCUAAGUAUCGUGUAAAUGAUGCGUGUUAAGCAAGCUGAAGUUAUAUUAAAAUUAUACAUGAAAAUGAAAGACGACACGUGCAGUAUCUUUCUAACAUGAACAGUCCUCAGUAGCACAAGAAGGUCGACGAAAUGGAUGUAACGACAUUAUUGAUGAUUUCACUCCUCCAUUUUCGGGUCGUCAAAGCUAAUGACCGGUGUAGAAAAUGCCAAACUUAUUCUCUUUAUAUCUGCGGAGAUGCCCUGGGAAACUCUGAGUUAGUUGGCCACGCUUUUCACGCGUUUGCCACGAUCAAACCAAUUCAGUGCUACUCGUGGUAUGUAGAUGACUGA
Molecule: messenger RNA, 6688 nt
Organism: Porites lobata
Lineage: Eukaryota; Metazoa; Cnidaria; Anthozoa; Scleractinia; Poritidae
Source: the annotation of a GenBank genome assembly